GAUUCCGCGCUUGGUUCGGAUGCCGGUAGCUCGACAGCCUCGAUUACGUCUAGUAUCUUGCAGUAUCGAGAGAUUCACGGCCGGAGAUUUCAUGGCGAGACAGGCAACUCCAACGACGAGGCGGCAAGCGAAUCCCUAGACAUGAAUCAUCACGUUCUUUCUAUGGCCUUGGGAGACAAACUCUUCAUGGCUCCGUUGAAGAAGGAAGAUGUCAAAAAAGCUCUAGAUAUAGGCACCGGUACAGGGAUAUGGGCUAUUGAUUUCGCCGACGAAUAUCCCGACGCUCAGGUAAUUGGCACGGAUAUUUCACCCAUUCAGCCAACAUGGGUUCCCCCCAACCUGCAGUUCGAGAUUGAAGACUGCACGCAAGAAUGGACGUUCCGUAACGAAGACUUUGACUACGUCCACAUGCGCUGGCUUCUCGGCAGUAUCCAGGAUUGGGACGCUCUCCUACAACAAGCAUACCGCGUCUUAAAGCCUGGGGGCUGGGUUGAAAGCCUAGAGACUUCAGCCAUCGUGAGGAGUGACGACGGCACUGUCACAGAGACGUCUGCCUUGGGCCAAUGGGGAAAGUUCUUCCUUAAUGGUGGCAAGAAGAUUGGAAGAUCAUUCACGGUGAUUGAGGACGAGACGCAAAGAAAAUCAAUUGAGGCGGCUGGCUUUGUCGACAUUCAGGAAUUCAAUUUCAAGAUGCCGAUAGGAGGUUGGCCCAAGGAUCCCAAACUGAAGGAACUCGGACAAUUCGCCCAGAUGGUCCUCGAGAGAGAUAUUGAAGGCUACAUCGUCUUCAUGGCUAAUACUCUUGGCUGGACGCGGGAAGAAAUUCUGGUUUACAUUGGCAUGCUGCGACGGGAAGUCCGAUCAAAGAACUUCCAUGCAUAUUACAAUCAAAAGGUGGUCUGGGCGAGAAAACCGCUGGAUGGAGAGACAAAAUGA
This is a messenger RNA of Trichoderma reesei QM6a, 936 nucleotides long. RefSeq lists its product as uncharacterized. Lineage: Eukaryota; Fungi; Ascomycota; Sordariomycetes; Hypocreales; Hypocreaceae. The transcript is spliced from 8 exons. Gene Ontology annotation, molecular function: methyltransferase activity. The annotation marks the transcript as partial. The record is from RefSeq and is a predicted model, not a curated record.